This is a messenger RNA of Ctenocephalides felis (cat flea), 738 nucleotides long. RefSeq names its product zinc finger matrin-type protein 5-like. Gene Ontology annotation, molecular function: nucleic acid binding; zinc ion binding. The record is from RefSeq and is a predicted model, not a curated record. NCBI's taxonomy places the organism in Eukaryota, Metazoa, Arthropoda, Insecta, Siphonaptera, Pulicidae. Bases 127 to 738 code for a protein of 203 amino acids. The transcript has 3 exons. Gene Ontology annotation, cellular component: U12-type spliceosomal complex.
UUUACAACUACAUAACCUAACAAUUGAUAAAUAUUAUAAAUACGGCUAGUAAAAAAAUAUAAUCAAGUGACAUGUAUUUUUAAAUAAAUUAUAAUAAUAUUAACAUAAUUAAAGUACAAUUUCAUCAUGAAUGCAAAAUAUCACUGUGAUUAUUGCAACAUUUCGUUUAAAGAUGAUGGCACCAAACGAAAAACUCAUUUGAAUGGAUUUGCACACAAUCGUGCUAAGAAUGAAUAUUUAUUAUUACACAGAGAUAUAAGAGAUAUAAUACAACAAGAAUCAGCUAAACAACCAUGUGUAAGAUUUUUAAAUGGUAUGCAUUGUAAUUUUGGAGCAUCUUGUAGGUUCACACAUUAUUCACCUCCUGAACUGGACAAUUUAAGAAGAAUCGCUGAUGAUCAUGAAAGGAAGCGUAUGGCCCGACGUGUAUUCAAAUCAGAAUCAUCGGGACGAGAUCUAUUAAACUCAUGGUUGAUGAAAAGGAAUAAGAUUAAAACCUCAAAACAAUUAACGCACAAAAAAGUUUUACAAAAAAAUAGUUCUGAAUCAGGGAAUGAAAGUGUAAGUGAAACCUCACAACUGGAGAGCACCCAAAUAGACAACGAGAAUGGAAAUGAUGAUACAAAUGUAUUUACUUGGACUAGACCAAGAAUAAUGUUAGAUAUGAACUUUUUGCCACCUUCUCUGCGGGAAUUUAAAGAGGAAGACUUUACUGAUAGUGAUUUUGCACAAUGGUGA